Messenger RNA from Thermothielavioides terrestris NRRL 8126, 3887 nucleotides. RefSeq lists its product as uncharacterized. The transcript has 2 exons. The record is from RefSeq and is a predicted model, not a curated record. Lineage: Eukaryota; Fungi; Ascomycota; Sordariomycetes; Sordariales; Chaetomiaceae. Bases 84 to 3599 code for a protein of 1171 amino acids. Gene Ontology annotation, molecular function: mismatched DNA binding; ATP-dependent DNA damage sensor activity; ATP binding. Gene Ontology annotation, biological process: mismatch repair; mitotic recombination. Gene Ontology annotation, cellular component: nucleus.
AAAACGGGAACCGCGUCUGGACCUGGCUCCAACUGUGACAUCACAUCACCUCCUUCACGCCGCAGCACGUCUCACGGCACGCCAUGGCGGGUCCUUCGCGCGCGCCCGAGAAGAGACAGGCCUCUCUCACCGACUUUUUCACUAUCAAUGGGUUGAGCAAGAAGCCCACGGCUGCAGCGAACGCGGCCAAGGACGAGUCGCCGCUGUCUCCACCGCCCGCCCCGAACGCCGCCCGGAAGCGGCCGCUGCAGGAAACCGCCGACAAUGUGAGCGAAAAGCCCCGCCGUGCUGCAAAGCGCGCCAGGUCGAUUCUCGACGAUGACGAUGAUGAUGACGACUACAACCCCGAGGACUCGUCCGACGUUCCGGGGACCGAGCCGUCCAUCAGGGCGCCCGUCGCGAAAGGCUCGCUCGCCCGGUCGCGGACUGAACGAUACGCUUAUGAUGCGGGUCAACAGUCAGCACCGGAUGCGACGGGGGGAGAGUCGGGUGACGAGGAAGACGCAGAGAGGCGGAGGAAGGAGGAGCUGCACAGGAAGUUCGUAAAGAAGCUAGGACAUCCCGAUAGUCUGUCUCUGCUCCGGAGACGCGAGGUCCCGGGCGAAAGCGAGAGCCCCGGCUUGGAAGACGAUGACGAGGAUGCCGGAACCGGUGCCGAGGAGGAGGAGCCGCCUCCACCGACCAAGAACAAGAAGAAGGGCGCCAAGACGGGCAAGCUGACCCCGAUGGAGAUCCAGUUCCUCGACAUCAAGAGGAAGCACAUGGAUACAAUAUUGGUCGUCGAGGUCGGUUACAAGUUCCGCUUCUUUGGCGAAGAUGCCCGGAUCGCUGCCAAGGAAUUAAGCAUCGUCUGCAUCCCGGGAAAGUUCAGAUACGAUGAGCACCCAUCAGAAGCCCACCUCGACCGCUUCGCCUCGGCCAGCAUCCCCGUCCAUCGCCUCAACGUCCAUGUCAAACGCCUUGUAGCCGCUGGGCAUAAAGUCGGCGUCGUGCGCCAGCUUGAAACGGCCGCCCUCAAGAAAGCCGGCGACAACCGCAAUGCGCCCUUCGUCCGGAAGCUCACCAACGUCUACACCAAAGGGACGUACAUUGACGAGACCGGGGAGCUCGACCAGCCGGCCGAGGCCGCCGGUGCUCCCGCAGGCGGCUACCUUCUCUGCCUCACCGAAUCCGCGGCUAAGGGCUCCGGAACGGACGAGAAGGUCGACGUCGGCAUCAUCGCCGUCCAGCCCGCCACCGGUGAUAUCAUCUUUGACGACUUUGAAGAUGGAUUCAUGAGGCGCGAGAUUGAGACCCGUCUUCUCCACAUCUCCCCUUGCGAGCUUCUCAUCGUGGGCGAGCUAUCCAAGGCGACCGACAAGUUGGUGCAGCAUCUGGCUGGCAGCAGUACAAACGUCUUUGGUGACAGGACCCGCGUGGAGCGGGUGCCUAAGAGCAAGACGAUGGCCGCUGAGGCGUCCUCGCAUGUUACCCAGUUUUACGCCGGCAAGACCAAGGACAACGAUGAGCGGUCGGCAGCGCUGCUUGACAAAGUCCUGAAAUUGCCCGAAGCAGUCACCAUCUGUCUGUCCGCCAUGAUCACGCACCUCACCGAGUAUGGCCUGGAACACAUCUUCGACCUGACCAAGUACUUCCAGUCAUUUAGCACCCGGCAGCACAUGCUGAUUAACGGAACCACCCUGGAGAGCCUUGAGGUAUACAGGAAUGCGACAGACCAGUCCGAGAAGGGAAGCCUGUUAUGGGCGCUAGACAAGACGCAGACUCGCCCCGGUCGGAGGCUGCUGAGGAAAUGGAUCGGCCGUCCGUUGCUGGACCAGGAACAGCUGGAGGAACGUGUCUCGGCAGUCGAGGAGCUGCUAGAGCACCAAUCGACCGCCAAGGUGGACAAGCUCGUCGGCGUGCUCAGCUCGAUCAAGGCCGAUCUCGAACGCAGCCUCAUCCGCAUCUACUACGGGAAAUGCACUCGGUCGGAGCUCCUUUCGACUCUGCAGACCUUACAGCGGAUCGCUGUAGAAUUCUCGAGGGUGAAGACGCCCGCAGACACGGGCUUUAAGUCACGCCUUAUCAGCGAGGCCAUCUGCUCGUUGCCAGGCAUCGGGGUCAUCGUCAACUCGUACCUGGACAAGAUCAACGCCCAGGCGGCCAGAAAAGACGAUAAAUACGCCUUCUUCCGUGACGACGAGGAGACGGAGGACAUUACGAACCACAAACUAGGCAUCGCUGCCGUCGAAGCGGAUCUGGAUGCCCACCGCAAGGACGCUGCCGCCAAGCUGUCCAAGAAGACGCCCGUUAACUACGUCACCGUGGCCGGCAUCGAAUACCUCAUCGAGGUUCCCAACACCGACCUGAAGCACGUCCCUGCCUCGUGGGCCAAGAUCAGCGGCACGAAGAAGCUGUCGCGCUUCCACACCCCCGAAGUGAUGCGUUUGAUGAACGAGCGCGACCAGCACAGGGAGGCCCUCGCCGCAGCCUGCGACGCCGCCUUCGCGGACCUCCUCAAGGAUAUCGCAUCCGAAUACCAGCCCCUCCGCGACGCCGUCGCCUCGCUCGCCACGCUUGACUGCCUGCUCUCGCUCGCCCAAGUAGCCGCCCUCCCGGGCUACAGCAAACCGACCUUCCUCCCCUCCACCGCGCCCCCGACCAUCUCCAUCACCGACGGCCGCCAUCCGAUCGCCGAACACACCCUCCCCAACGGCUACAUCCCCUUCACCACCUCCCUCACCUCCCCCGCGCCCAUCGCCCAGCUCAUCACGGGCCCCAACAUGGGCGGCAAAUCCAGCUACGUGCGCGCCGUCGCCCUGCUCGUCCUCCUGGCCCAGAUCGGCUCCUUCGUCCCCGCCAGCGCCAUGUCCCUCACGCUGGCCGACGCCAUCUACACGCGCAUGGGCGCGCGCGACAACUUGUUCGCGGGCGAGAGCACCUUCAUGGUGGAGGUGUCCGAGACGGCGGCGAUCCUGCGCGGCGCGACGCCCCGCUCGCUCGUCAUCCUCGACGAGCUCGGCCGCGGCACCUCGACCCACGACGGCGCCGCCAUCGCACACGCCGUGCUCGACCACGUCGUCCGCGAGACCCGCUGCCUGACCCUCUUCAUUACGCACUACCAGAGCCUGGCCCGCGUCGCCGACGGCCUGGGCGGCGGCCGCGUCCGCUGCGUGCACAUGCGCUUCGAGGCCAGAGCCCCACAACAACAGCACCGCCAAAAUCAACACCAAAACCAAAACCACCACCAGCAGCUACCCCCCGCCGACGGCGAGGACGCCAAGGACGAUGAGCCCUCCCCCGACCCGGCCGACGAGGAAAUCACCUUCCUGUACGAGGUGGCCGACGGCGUGGCGCACCGGUCCUACGGGCUCAACGUGGCGCGCCUGGCCCGCCUCCCGCGCCGCGUGCUCGACGUGGCCGCGCGCAAGUCGCGCGAGAUGGAGGAGGCCGUCAAGGCGCGCCGGCUGCGCGGCGCCGCGCGGCUGCUGGAGGACGUGCUCCGGCGCGGCGGCACCUGCGCCGGCACCGGCACCGGCGGGGACGAGGACAGGGACGGGGACGGUGACGGCGAGACCGAGCGACUGGAUCACUUGGUCUCGAGCAUCGAACAGCUGUAGAAGUUGGUGUGGUCAAAUAUUUGGUGUGCCGGAAUAGUGCAUUGGUCAGCUUGUAGUGUGUCUCCAAAUGAGUCUCCUUCCGUAUGUGCGUUUGCUCAGCCCGAGGCCUUGUCUCGCUAGAAAUAUAUCCAAGGCUGCGAAGCCUUCAUUAAUCGUCCCUUGGUCGAUCUUCGAAAUGGAAAUCAUGAAUCGUGUGUCAAUUGAGCACAUUGGCUGUUCACUGUGCUCUUGUGUCGACGCUUGCGCGUAACUGGGGCCAUGGAUCUCGUCUUCACUCAAACACGGCUC